AAUAGUAUGUAUGAUAAAUACCUUUGAAAGUACUGCAGCAAUGUUUUAUCUGAAGUUGAAUGCGCUGAAGAAAAAUUUUUCAAAAGUAGUUAUGUUGUGUCAACGUAAAAAUCAUAUUUUUGGUGUAGAAACGCAGGGUGGAAUCUAUGAAUUAAAACCUGCCAGUGAAUCUAGAGCAGGUUGUUGUCUAAGUGGUUUUCCAUUACACAGCAAGUCCUUUUUAGUAAUACAUCCAAAUUCACUGUUUGACACAGAAAAAAAUUUAUUAAAGUUGGAAUCUUUAGUUUGCUCAUUUAAAGAUCCUAUUUAUAAAGGUUAUGUGCAAACUCAGGGUAAUUUUCAACGUUCAUUAGUGGUCAAUGAGGAUGCUCUCAUACCUGAAAACUUUGCUCAUCAUUUGUUUCAUUGGGUUGGCGAAAAAAUGUUCAUUAAAUCAAGUGACGAAGCAAUUAAUGGAUUAGAGUUUAUGAUAGAGAAGUUUGAAGGUUACCAUCCUGUAUUUGAUUCUCAGAACAACCCUGUUUUUAAUUCUUUUGAGAAGACACUUAGAGUUUUGAAUCAGGUUGGAAAUGAAGAUUUGCUAAAGUUUUCAAAACAUGUUUAUUUGGGUAAUCCAAGCAAUUUAAAACACCCUUUUAUAGUUGUUGAGGGGCUGGAUGGGACAGGUAAAUCUACAAUGACAAAAAACUUAGCAAAACAUUUAAACGGUGUUGCAUUAAGAACUCCCCCUGAUGAAAUUGCUUCAUUUAAAAAAAUGUUUAAUCCACUCCCAGAAAUGCUUAGAAGAUCUUUCUACUCCUUUAGUAACUAUGUUGCUGCACAGCAGAUAUAUAACACAUUGCAAACACAACCUGUUGUCUUGGAUAGAUUUUGGCACAGUACAACAUCUUAUGCAAUAGCAAAAGAAUCAACUUGUAGUUGUUCAUUACCACCAAAAUGCCAUUCUGUAUAUUUGUGGCCUUCUGAUUUAAUUCGUCCAAGUGCAGUUGUAUUUCUUACUACUCCUGAAGUAGAUAGAGAUACACGAGUAAAUAUAAGACAAGAAAUUACAAGUGAAGAACAGUUAAUUAGCAAAAGCACACAGCUAAGAGAAAGAAUUAAAGAAGCAUACAGACGAAUUGGUUAUGAAAAAUGGGUAGAGGUUGAUACAAUGGGUUCAGAGCAAGAAAGUUUACAGAAAGCAGUUUUAGGACUUCAAAGUAUUUGUGCUAUAUAAAUAUAUUAUUUUCCAAAUUUUAAACAAAAAUAACUUUUGUUUGUUAA
Hydra vulgaris (swiftwater hydra) is the source of this 1263-nucleotide messenger RNA. RefSeq lists its product as uncharacterized. Gene Ontology annotation, biological process: dTTP biosynthetic process; dTDP biosynthetic process; dUDP biosynthetic process. The record is from RefSeq and is a predicted model, not a curated record. Gene Ontology annotation, molecular function: dTMP kinase activity; nucleoside diphosphate kinase activity. Gene Ontology annotation, cellular component: mitochondrion; cytoplasm. NCBI's taxonomy places the organism in Eukaryota, Metazoa, Cnidaria, Hydrozoa, Anthoathecata, Hydridae.